AUGCACUUAGAAUCCUCAAACCUUCGUUUUCCUCUUUCUGUGUAUGGUUGUUCCAUUUUCUUUAGCCCUAUUGCUUUUGUGUUUGACCUUUUUCUCUAUCUCUGUCUUUGUUCCCAUGCAGGAUUGCUGUUUCAUAGGAGUAGAAAUGGGAAGCACCGGUCGGAUUCGACAUCACCUGCGGAGAGCCCAAAGUCGACAUCACCUGAACUACUUGCUUGCCCACUGGAUAAUACAUCGGAUGCCAGAGUUAUACUAAUAGAUGAACCUGUUCCUACUGUAUCAUCAUCUCUUAUCGCUAAUAAUGACAGAAAAGGAAAGGAAACUGAGAGGGAAAUGUUAUUAGAUGGUGGUACCACAGAUACUAAACCAAGGGUCCGGACGCGUGAAGAAAUUAUUGCUAAAUAUAGGAACACGGGGGAUGCUUCCACUGCCGCUGCACAAGCAAAAGAUAAACUUCUAGAACGCCAGGAGAAACUUGAGGUAAGCCCGGCUAAGGAUGGUGCUGGACGGAUUGGGAAGAUGCUUUUUGCAAGGCAGGGAAGGAAAUUUGAUUAUGAUCUAAAGCAUCUUCGGAUUGCUGGUGACCUUUUAAUGAAGUUGGGAGCUGGGAUAGAGUUAGAAACUGCACCUGUUCCACAUCUAUUUCUUCCAUUAGCUUGUGUUGCCAACGUCACCAAGAAUGUUGCUGUUGUCACAUCUACCUCAACUCGAAGGCCUUUGCUAAAGGAGAAAAUAUUGGAGAUGUGA
Fraxinus pennsylvanica is the source of this 747-nucleotide messenger RNA. The record is from the annotation of a GenBank genome assembly. Lineage: Eukaryota; Viridiplantae; Streptophyta; Magnoliopsida; Lamiales; Oleaceae.